AUGACUUCCCCCUGCCAAUUGGACUCUAACCAGAGCAGCUAUUAUGGGCUGCAGGAGAUGGGGACUGAAGGGAGUGGUGGCAAAGAUAGAGGGGCCUACUGGCCACCACCCGCCGCCAUUUUUUCGCCGAGUUAUUCACUCUCCCCGUGUGUCUCCCCCCCCUUAGUGCCGCCCCUCAUCCAGCCCUUCGACAUCCCCUCUACCUCGGUGGGGAAGCUCAUGUACAUCGCCUGCGUGGUGUCGUCCGGGGACAUGCCCAUACGCAUCACCUGGCACAAGGACGGCCAGCUCAUCAUCCCGGGCUCCGCCUCGGGCGUGGCGAUCGAGACCAAAGAGUUCAUGAGCUCCCUGCAGAUCUCCAAGGUGACGCUGAAGCACAACGGGAACUACACCUGCAUCGCCAGCAACGCCGCCGCCACCGUCAGCUGGGAGAGGCAGCUGAUCGUCACCGUGCCCCCCCGUUUUGUGGUACAGCCCAAUAACCAGGACUGCAUAUACGGAAAAGCCGGAGUUCUAAAUUGCUCCGUGGAGGGGUACCCACCCCCAAAAGUCAUGUGGAAACACGCAAAAGGUGUUGGAAAUCCCCAACAGUAUCACCCUGUCCCUCUCACUGGCCGCAUCCAGAUCAUGUCAAAUGGCUCUCUGCUCAUCCGACACGUUCUUGAGGAUGAUCGGGGGUACUACCUCUGUCAGGCCUCCAACGGCGUGGGCUCAGACAUCAGUAAAAGCAUGAUCCUCACUGUCAAGAUUCCCGCCAUGAUCACCAGCCACCCCAACACGACCAUGGCGAGGAAGGGCCAGAUCAAGGAGCUGAACUGCACGGCGCGGGGGGAGCAGCCCAUCAUCAUCCGCUGGGAGAGGGGGGACACGGUCAUCGACGCGGAGAGAAACCCCCGCUACUCCAUCACCAUCAACAAGAAAGGGGACGAAGUCAUCUCCACCCUAAAGCUGAACCCUGCAGAGCGAGGAGACUCCGUCUUCUUUUCCUGCCACGCCAUCAACUCCUACGGAGAAGGCCGAGGCCUCAUCCAGCUCACAGUCCAAGAGCCACCAGACCCCCCAGAGCUGGAAGUGAGGGAGGUGAAGGACCGGAGCAUGAACCUACGCUGGAUCCAAAGGUUCGAUGGCAACAGCAUCAUCACCAGCUAUGACAUCGAGUACAAGAACAAGUCAGAUUCUUGGGAUCACAUGUACACAACCAGGAACAUUUCGCCGACUAACAACCAGGCCAACAUUGUUGAAUUGCACCCGGCCUGCGUCUACAGCAUCCGCAUGUACUCCUACAACAAGAUCGGCCGCAGCCUUCCCAGCAAAGAGCUCACCAUCAGCACAGAGGAAGCACCACCUGACGGUCCACCAAUGGACGUCAUCCUCCAGCCAAUGACGUCUCAGAGCAUACGAGUCACAUGGAGGAACGGGGUGAUCCGAGGCUAUCAGAUCGGCUACAGGGAGAACGGCCCGGGCAGCAACGGCCAGUACAGCAUCGUGGAGAUGAAAGCCACGGGGGACAGCGAGGUGUACACGCUGGACAACCUGAAGAAGUUCGCUCAGUACGGGGUGGUGGUCCAGGCCUUCAACAGGGCCGGGACCGGCCCCGAGCCCCCGCAGAACGUGCGGGCCAUCUCGGUGACGUCUGACGAGGCGGUGAUCACGUGGGCGGAGCCUCCGCGGCUCACGCUGCACGGCGUGCUCAAGGGCUACCGGGUGGUGUUUUGGUCCCUCUUCCCCGACGGAGGUGGGUGCUGUGGGGGCCAGGCCCAGUGGCCAAUGCAGAAAUGGGGAGAAAUGCAGAACAUCACCACCACGCGGGAGCAGGUGGAGCUCCGCGGGCUCGACAAGUUCACCAACUACAGCGUCCAGGUGCUGGCCUACACUCAGGCCGGAGACGGGGUCCGCAGCAAUGUCCUGUACAUCCAAACCCGGGAGGACCUGCCUGGCCCCCCAGCUGGCAUCAAAGCGGUUCCUUCCUCUCCGAGCAGCGUGGUUGUGUCCUGGUUACCCCCCCUGAAACCCAACGGGGUCAUCCGCAAGUACACCAUCUACUGCUCCAGCCCGGGAUCCGGACAGCCAGCACCCAGCGAGUACGAGGCCAACCCGGAGAUGCUCUUCUACCGCAUCACGCACCUGAGUCGCAGUAAACAGUACCACAUCUGGGCCGCCGCCGUGACGACCGCCGGCCGCGGCAACAUCAGCGCAAAGGUCACCGUGGAGCCCGCUGGGAAAGUCCCGGCUAAGAUCCUGUCCUUCGGGGGCACGGUGACCACGCCCUGGAUGAAGGAGGUGCGUCUGCCUUGCAGCUCAGACUCCGCCAUCCCAGUGACGGCCGACAGCCAGAGGCAGAUCUUAUCCAACGGCACCCUGGUCUUGCGCUCGGUCAAAGCAGAGGAUUCUGGGUACUACACCUGCACGGCGACCAACACCCUCGGCUUCGACACCAUCAUAGUCAACCUUGUGGUGCAAGUUCCUCCUGACCAGCCUCGCCUGACUGUCUCCACCACCUCCACCUCCUCAAUCACUUUAGCUUGGAUCCCCGGAGACAACGGUGGAAGCUCAAUCAGAGGAUUCGUGCUGCAGUAUUCGGUGGACAACACGGAGGAGUGGAGGGACGUGUUCAUCAGCUCCAGCGAGCGCUCCUUCAGGCUGGACAACCUGCGCUGCGGGACUUGGUACAAAGUCAAGCUGGCCGCCAAGAACAGCGUCGGGUCGGGGCGCAUCAGCGAGAUCAUCGAGGCAAAGACGCACGGAAGAGAACCAGUUUUCAACAAGGACCAGCCUCUGCUGACCCACAUCAACUCCACCCACGCGGGCCUCAACCUGCAGGGCUGGACCAGCGGGGGCUGCCCCAUCACCGACCUGAUGCUGGACUUCAGACCCAAAGGCACGUGGGCCUGGCAGAGCCUCAAGGCCAACUCCACCACCCAGUUGUUCCUCAGCGAGCUGCGGGAGGCCACCUGGUACGAGCUGAAGAUGAAGGCCUGCAACAGCGCGGGCUGUGGGAACCAGAGCUCCCAGUUCGCCACCACCGACUACGACGGCAACGAUGUAAAGAAGCUGUUCUCCAUCGGCUCCCCGGUCAUCUUGGUUACGCUGGGUGUCGCUUUGCUCUUCAUUAUCCGCAAGAAACGUAAAGAAAAGAGACUCAAACGGCUCAGAGGGGAGGACAAGGCAGCGGUGCCGGUGACGGACACGGAGUUCAGUCAGUCGGUGAACCCACAGAACUUCUGCACCGGGGUGUCCCUACACCACCAGGCUCUGAUCCAGAACUCAGGGCCUCUGAUUGAUAUGUCCGACAUCCGCCCUGGAACCACCCACAGCUCCAGGAACAGAUACUCCAGCCAGUGGACCCUGAGCCGGCCCAGUCAGAGCCAGUCCACGGCCUCGGCGCGAACUCUGACCUCCGACUGGCGCACCAUGGGCUCCCGCGGCAUCACGGCCACGGAGAGCGAUAGCUACAGCGCGAGCCUGUCCCAGGACACGGAUAAGGGUCGUAACAGCAUGGUGUCGACGGAGAGCGCCUCCUCCACCUACGAGGAGCUGGCCCGGGCCUACGAGCACGCCAAGCUGGAGGAGCACCUGCAGCACGCCAAGUUCACCAUCACCGAGUGCUUCAUCUCCGACAGCUCCUCGGACCAGAUGACCACGGGCACCAACGACCCGGCCGACAGCAUGACGUCCCUCAGCACGCCCUCCGAGCCGGGCAUCUGCCGCUUCACCGCCUCGCCGCCCAAACCGCAGGACUACGACCGCGGCAAGAACGUGGCCGUGCCCAUCCCCCACCGAGCCAACAAAAGUGAAUUCUGCAACCUCCCCCUUUACAUGAAGACGGACCCCUUCUUCCGGAAGCAGGGCGAGCUGCAGGACCCGUGCCCGGCGGUGCCCCCGCGGGAGGCGUCCAUCCGCAGCCUGACCCAGCGCGCCUACCACACGCAGGGCCGCCACAAGACUCUGGACCCGGCCAAGCCGCAGGCGCUCACGCUGGGCCACUCGGGGCUGGGCGCCGCGUCGGGCACCGCCACGCUGCCCCAGAGGACUCUGACCAUGCCCGGCCCGGUCGCCGCGGCAACCGCCUCCACCUCCAGCACGGGCAGCGGCGGCGGGGGGAAGGUGGGCGGGUCCCGGGACUCGCUGCUGGAGAGCAGCUCCUCGGCGCUGGGGAGGCUCCAGAAGCAGAGCGCCGGCGCCUACUCCAAGUCCUACACCCUGGUGUAG
Molecule: messenger RNA, 4209 nt
Organism: Menidia menidia (Atlantic silverside)
Lineage: Eukaryota; Metazoa; Chordata; Actinopteri; Atheriniformes; Atherinopsidae
Source: the annotation of a GenBank genome assembly